Capronia epimyces CBS 606.96 is the source of this 2709-nucleotide messenger RNA. RefSeq names its product peroxisomal hydratase-dehydrogenase-epimerase. Gene Ontology annotation, molecular function: oxidoreductase activity. The transcript is spliced from 4 exons. Bases 1 to 2709 code for a protein of 902 amino acids. The record is from RefSeq and is a predicted model, not a curated record. Lineage: Eukaryota; Fungi; Ascomycota; Eurotiomycetes; Chaetothyriales; Herpotrichiellaceae.
AUGGGACAAGAGUUGCGUUUCGACAGCCAGACCGUUGUGGUCACUGGUGCAGGCGGAGGCCUGGGGAAAGCAUACGCCCUGUUCUUUGCAUCAAGAGGUGCCAACGUUGUCGUCAAUGACUUGGGCGGUUCUUUCAAGGGUGAAGGUGCAGACACAAAGGCUGCCGACGUGGUGGUCAAUGAGAUCAAGGCCGCCGGCGGGAAAGCCGUGGCCAACUAUGACAGUGUCGAAAACGGCGACAAGAUCAUCCAGACGGCUAUUGAUAACUUCGGCCGCAUCGAUGUCCUCAUCAACAACGCCGGCAUCCUGCGAGACGUCAGCUUCAAAAACAUCAAAGAUUCCGAUUGGGACUUGGUCAAUGCCGUUCAUAUCAAGGGUGCAUACAAGUGCGCAAGAGCUGCUUGGACACACUUCAGGAAACAAAAGUACGGUCGAGUCAUCAAUACUGCUUCUGCCGCAGGCUUGUUCGGCAGCUUCGGUCAAACCAACUACUCGGCUGCAAAACUCGCCCAGGUCGGCUUCACCGAGACCUUGGCCAAGGAAGGUGCCAAAUACAACAUCAUUGCCAAUGUCAUUGCACCCAUCGCCGCCAGCCGAAUGACCGCGACCGUCAUGCCACCCGACGUGCUCAACAACUUGAAGCCUGAAUGGGUUGUUCCCUUGGUUGCGGUCUUGGUCCACCCUUCCAAUACUCACGAAAGCGGCUCCAUUUUCGAGGUCGGCGGCGGCCACAUUGCAAAGUUGAGAUGGGAGCGUGCCAAAGGUCUUCUGCUCAAAGCCGAUGAGACCUAUACGCCUGGUGCCAUUCUGAAGAGAUGGGACGAAGUCAACGACUUCUCCGAGCCGGAGUAUCCCACUGGCCCUGCGGAUAUGGUCACUAAACUUGAAGAGUCGCUCAAGAUAGGGCGGAACGAUCCCGGUGAGGAGAUCAGGUUUGACGGAAAAGUGGUUUUGGUGACCGGCGGUGGUGCUGGUCUGGGCCGUGCAUACUCUCUGGCCUUUGCCAAACUCGGCGCUUCCGUGGUGGUUAACGAUCUUGUGAACCCCGACACAGUCGUGCAGGAGAUUCAAAAGCUUGGUGGCAAGGCGGUGGGCAACAAAGCUUCCGUUGAAGACGGAGAGGCCGUUGUCAAGACCGCUAUCGACACCUACGGGAGAAUUGAUAUCCUGAUCAACAACGCCGGCAUCCUCAGGGACAAGGCCUUCGCCAACAUGACCGAUGAGCAAUGGGAUAUCAUCUUGGCUGUCCAUCUCCGCGGUACCUACAAGGUGACCAAGGCCGCAUACCCCUACAUGGUGAAGCAGAAAUACGGCAGAAUCAUCAACACCACCAGCACUAGUGGCAUCUAUGGCAACUUUGGACAAGCCAACUAUGCCGCAGCAAAACUUGGCAUUCUUGGGUUCUCCCGAGCUCUGGCAUUGGAAGGCCGAAAGAACAACAUCUUCGUCAACACCAUCGCGCCAAACGCCGGGACCGCGCUCACCCGAACAAUCUUACCCGAGGAACUGGUGCAAGCAUUUAAGCCUGAAUACGUCGCCCCACUUGUCCUGCUGCUGUCCUCCGACAAGACCCCAGACCCCCCAACAGGUCUACUCUUCGAGGUCGGCAGUGGCUGGCAAGGCCGGACGAGAUGGCAGCGGUCAGGAGGGGUGGGAUUCCCCAUCGAUGUUCCCUUGACUCCUGAGCAUGUGGUCGAGAAAUGGGCCAAGGUCGUUGACUUCGAUGACGGCCGUGCGGAUCACCCUGAGUCUCCUCAAGACGGCCUCAAGGCCAUCAUGGCUAACAUGCAGAACAAGAGUACGGAGUCUUCCAGCUCAGGCGACGAGAAUGAUUACCUUGGGGCCAUUGAAAAGGCAAAGAAGGCCAAGGCUAAGGGUACCAGCUUCAGCUAUGAUGACAGGGACGUCAUCCUCUACAAUUUGUCCCUGAACGCACACAGGACGCAACUACCUCUGGUGUAUGAGAAUGACGACAACUUCCAAGUGCUGCCGACAUUUGGUGUCAUCCCAUACUUCAACGCCGAAUCUCCUUUCAGCUUUGACGAGAUUGUGCCAAAUUUCUCACCGAUGCUGUUGCUCCAUGGUGAACAGUACCUGGAAAUCCGAAAGUAUCCGAUCCCGACACAGGCGAAGACGGUCUCCUAUCCCAAGCUUAUUGAAGUUGUCGACAAGGGCAGCGCGGCGAUCGUUGCCACCGGUGUCACCACCAAGGAUGCAAACACCGGAGAAGAUCUGUUCUACAACGAAUCCACAGUUUUCAUCCGGGGAGCUGGCGGGUUCGGAGGACCGAAGAAGGGAUCCAAUCGUGGCAAUGCCACCGCGAUCUACCAGCCACCCAAGCGUGCCCCCGACGCCGUUGUCGAGGAAGCCACCUCGCCAGAUCAGGCCGCUUUAUACAGACUGAACGGUGACCGAAAUCCUCUGCACAUCGAUCCAGAGUUCAGCAAGGUCGGUGGGUUCAAGGAGCCCAUCCUCCACGGGCUAUGCUUCUUUGGCUUUAGUGGCAAGCACAUCGUUCAGACGUAUGGUUUGUUCAAGAGUAUCAAGGUCCGCUUUGCCGGCACUGUCCUCCCCGGACAGACCCUGGUCACCGAACUGUGGAAGGAGGGUAACAAGGUCAUCUUCCAGACCAAGGUGAAAGAGACUGGCAAGUUGGCCAUUGCUGGCGCGGGAGCAGAAUUGCUGGAAGGCCCCAAGCCGAAAUUGUAA